Ectocarpus sp. CCAP 1310/34 is the source of this 387-nucleotide messenger RNA. NCBI's taxonomy places the organism in Eukaryota, Phaeophyceae, Ectocarpales, Ectocarpaceae. The record is from the annotation of a GenBank genome assembly.
CCCCCUCCCUCUAUUUUGUUCCGAAAAACGAUGUACUCCCUCCCCCCCCCUCUCUCCGCCUCUUUCAGGUACAACGCCUACUCGUACCUGGGGUCGGACGAGCCGGACGUUGUAUCUUCUGGGCGGUCCCAGAACAACGUCUUCUCACAGAACUCCUUCGCCGGCGCUGCGGAGACGAUCAAGAUCAAGGAGGCCGACGGCACCCAGUUCCUCGACAACGUCUUCGAGGUUGGCGAUGCGGAUGGUCUGGUGGUGCGGUUCGACAAUGCCACCGGGAACCUCAUGCAGGGCAACACCGGGCUCGACGACGGGGAGUUCGAGCUCAAGGUGGACAACGACGCCUGCUUUGACGGGGAGUCGGACUCCGGCUACGAGCCCGUCUGCUGA